GGGCUCGUCAGGCACUCUUUUUAGCUGCAGUGGUUAUUGUUAUAUUUGCAUGCUUCCAUCUCCCGUUUCUGGUUGGUGACAACUCGUCCUUUUCGACUCUCCUUUUUCUCCCUCCCUGGAGCUCACAGACACACAGCAGGACAAGGGGAGAAACUGGAUUUGUCUCAUCUGAAGGACUCUAAGAAGCCCCAAAGCGUGUGCAAGUUUACGGAUCUGCUGAUAUUCUUCUUCUGCAACAACAAUGUCCAUGGUGAAGGAAACCUUCUGUGAUGCUGAUGCCACAGCCUGCUCGGGCACAGACUGCCUUGUUCCUCCCAGUAACUUCAAUGCCAUCCUGGGUGUGGUGAUGAGCACGGUGCUCACCAUCAUGCUCGCCAUGGUCAUGUUCGCCAUGGGCUGCACAGUGGAGGCUGCAAAGCUGUGGAGCCACAUCAAGAGGCCAUGGGGCAUUAUCAUUGGCUUCCUCUGCCAGUUUGGCAUUAUGCCUUUCACAGCUUUUGCCUUGUCGCUGGCUUUUAGGGUGGAAGCUGUCCAGGCAGUGGUCAUCAUCAUCAUGGGCUGCUGUCCAGGUGGCUCAAACUCCAAUAUCAUCUGCUACUGGUUGGAUGGAGACAUGGACCUCAGUAUCAGUAUGACAACAUGCUCCUCUCUCCUGGCCUUGGGGAUGAUGCCUCUCUGUCUUUUAAUCUACACCAGCGUAUGGACAUCCAGUGACAGCAUCAAGAUCCCAUAUGACAGUAUCGGUAUCACUCUGGCAGCCCUAAUCAUCCCUAUCGCUGUUGGAAUGUACGUAAAGCGCAGGUGGCCCGAGAAGGCAAAAAAGAUCCUGAAGGUGGGAUCAAUCGUUGGCUUGGGUCUCAUUAUCACUAUAGCUGUGAUUGGAGGAGUCCUCUACCAAUCGUCCUGGACCAUUGCUCCCGUCCUGUGGAUAAUUGGCACCGUCUACCCCUUUAUUGGAUUGAGCCUCGGGUUCCUCCUGGCUCGCUUUGUGGGUCAACCCUGGAACAGAUGUCGAACCAUUGCACUGGAGACAGGUAUCCAGAAUGCCCAGUUGUGCAGCACUAUCGUCCAGCUGUCCUUCAGCCCAGAGGAGCUGGAAAAGAUGUUUGCCUUCCCUCUCAUCUACAGCAUCUUCCAACUCGCGGCAGCACUCAUCUUUGUGGGAUGCUUCCAGCUUUACAAAAGAUGUUGUGGUGGUGGUGGUGGCUCGUCUGCAAACAGUGACGCUCCAUACUUGGAAGGUCAGAACGCUGAUGUAGAAGAGCAAAAGUACUGCCCACGGGAAAAUGGUGGCUUUGAGGGCGAUGAGAGCGGCAACAGGGAUGUGAAGGAUAAAAGCACUGGCAAAAGCACUGAGCUGUGAUAUUGCAGCUCUGAAUACCAGAGACUUUGGACUGUUGGUAGAGCAAUAACAACUGCAGCACUGAACACAGCAUUCCGACUCUACUAUGAAGACACACUGCACUCUGCAGGCUGUAUGUGAACCACACUAAACCAUUUGGAAAGGUUUAGCUAAAUUGGGUUGCACAAUUUUCUUCCCUGGGACAGUCAGCAUCUAACUUCAAGUGGGAGGGUGGUGGGGACCAACUGCUGAAUUAUGUGUUAUUUACUUUUAUUCAUAUGUAAAUAUUUAGAACCACUUUGUCUGUUAGACGUGUGUCUCUUAAUCAGUGCUUCAGUGAUUGUAAACAGGGUGUUUUGGGAUUUUUUUGUAAUGUGACAGCCCUAAUUUAUUUCAUAUUACUGUUAUUUCAAAAGCAAAUUGGUCACUAAAUGCUGUGGUUAGCUGUUGAGUGGGGAAGUAGCUAAAAGUCGAGGGCGAAUGAUUGAAAUAAUAAUGUAAUAGUUAUGGAUAAAUGGGUAAUGACCAUGUAAUCAAUCUCUAAAAGUCUGGGGUCUUAGCAAUCAGUUUUUCUGUCCAUACUCAAACAUCAGACUUUGAAAUCAACAUAUUUGCACUUUAAUAUAUUAGUCUGCUGUACUGCAAAGGGACUUUAUUCAAUUAAGCAAUUAAAACUUAUUUUAAUUUACUUGAAUUUUUUUUAGAUGAUGAGCUCCAACAAUUUUAAAGAAUACAUUUCUGUUCUCAGUUGUAUAGUUAUGAAUAAACAUUAUUUGCAAGUUA
Oreochromis niloticus (Nile tilapia) is the source of this 2125-nucleotide messenger RNA. Its product is annotated as ileal sodium/bile acid cotransporter. Gene Ontology annotation, molecular function: bile acid:sodium symporter activity. Gene Ontology annotation, cellular component: apical plasma membrane. Gene Ontology annotation, biological process: bile acid and bile salt transport. Bases 242 to 1363 code for a protein of 373 amino acids. The transcript has 7 exons. The record is from RefSeq and is a predicted model, not a curated record. NCBI's taxonomy places the organism in Eukaryota, Metazoa, Chordata, Actinopteri, Cichliformes, Cichlidae.